UUAUUUUUGAAUCAUAUAGUUACAUUAAAAAUGGCAUCUCGCAUACUCCAAAAAGCACAACUAUUAAAGAAUACACCAAUUCGUCAAACAAUUCGUAACUAUGCUUCUGAAUCAAAACAAGCUACUACUGAGAAUUUCCCUAAAGAGUCUUUUGGUAAUAAUGCUUGGAGAAAUGGCCUAAUUGCUGUUAUUGCUGGUAUUGUUUGGUAUAGAGUUGAUCAACACAUUACUCAUUCAGGCGAUGAAAAACAUCCCUUUACAAGAUGGAUUGAGUACCAUAUGUCUACUGCUGAAGAAAAAGAUGCAAUUAAUCAAGCCCAAAUAGCCGCUGCCGAAGCUGCUGCUCAGUAUAAGUUGUUCGUUCAAGAUUCUCAGCGUCCACCUAUUUAUCGUCUGAGAUAUCCUGAGUAAGUUUAACAAGAAUACAAAAGAAAUUGUACUUUUAACUAAAUGUAUAUAAUAGAGCUUUUGAACGUGCUAGUCCUC
Molecule: messenger RNA, 486 nt
Organism: Cokeromyces recurvatus
Lineage: Eukaryota; Fungi; Mucoromycota; Mucoromycetes; Mucorales; Mucoraceae
Exons: 4
Cellular component (GO): mitochondrion
Source: RefSeq, a predicted model, not a curated record